AUAUAUUCAUCUCUCUCUUCGAUCUCCCUCUUCCAUUGUCGUUCACUCUCUGUUUCUCUCUCUCUUAGACUGUGCGAGUUAGUUGUAGAGAGAGACAAAGAGAAAGGAAGGUUGGUUCGUCUCUCUCUCUCUCCCUCGAGUAUGGUGAGAGUACUUAGCAGUAAUGGAGGGAGUCGGAGAAUUUAAAACCUCUCUCUCUCUAAUUGGCUCUGUCUAACGCCAUUAAAACCUAUCAGUUACGCAAUUUCUCAAGGAGACGGGAAGGGAGAGAGAAAGAGAGAGAUUUGGAAUCUGUAAUGAAUGUGAAGGAGAGGAAGGGAGCACUAACGGCGGCUUAGGUGAAGAUUGAAGAGAAAGCUCAGAGGUAGACAAACAGAGAUACCUCUGCUCUCUCUCUCUCUCUCUCUAGCGUCGCUCUGUAGAACGAAAGGAAAUAAUUACGGCCAAGGAUCGAUUUUUGCCCCUUUUUUUUUCUUGAAUUUGGGGUUUUGUGUUUGUCAAAUGCUUCUGUGGCGAAAACCCGGAAAUUCUUCUGUCUCAAAUCUUUCCCAAAAACGAACCCUUUCUCCUCCCGAAAUCAUUGCCCGCAUCUUCUCUCAGAUUCUCUUCCGUUUCGUUUUCUCCCCUUCUUUUGAACUCUCUCUCUCUCUCUCAUUCCCCUCUGAUAAAGUUUGCAACUUUUUGUUUUUUGUUUUUGUGUGGGCUGCGUUAAUGGCGAAAAUGCUGUGAUGGUCCAGUGACGGGUUUUUGGUUGGGUGAGUGUGAAAGAGACCGUGUGAGAGAAAGAAGGACGUUUUCGUUUACUGCUCCGGCUAUCGACGGAAUAUUUAUUGGAUGAAGAUGGAUUUCAUCGUCGGCGACGGAAAUGGGAGCGGGAGCGGCGGAAGCCAUCAUCUCGACGGCGGCGGCAGAGGAGGAAGAAGAGAAGCCGAGCGGAAGAAGAAGCGUUAUCACCGUCACACAGCUUACCAGAUUCAGCGUCUUGAAGCAACUUUCAAGGAGUGUCCACAUCCAGAUGAGAAACAGAGGCUGCAACUCAGCAGAGAAUUGGGUUUGGCUCCAAGACAGAUCAAGUUUUGGUUUCAGAACAGAAGAACUCAGAUGAAGGCACAACACGAGAGAGCAGAUAAUUGUGCAUUGAGAAUGGAGAACGAUAAGAUACGGUGUGAAAACAUAGCCAUGAGAGAAGCCCUCAAGAAUGCCAUAUGCCCUAACUGUGGCGGCCCUCCUCUUAGUGAGGACCCCUACUUCGACGAGCAAAGACUUCGAAUAGAAAAUGCACAAUUGAGAGACGAGCUUGAAAGAAUGUCAAGUAUUGCUGCAAAGUACAUAGGAAGGCCAAUGAACAUCUCACCUUUGGACUUGUCAAUGGCUAUGGGGGAAGGUCCUUCCCUUGAUUUUGAUCUUCUCCCUGGAAAUUCAAUGGUUGUUCCUAUCCAGCCACCCCAACCGACCUGUGCUUUAUCGGAUAUGGAUAAACCCCUUAUGACUGAUAUCGCUGUCUCUGCAAUGGAAGAAUUGCUUAGACUUCUCCAAACAAACGAACCUCUCUGGACGAGAAACGAUGGCUGCAGGGAAAUCCUCAACCUUGGAAGCUAUGAGAAUAUGUUUCCAAGAGCAAGUAAUCAUGGGAAGAACCCUAACGUUCGAACAGAAGCAUCUAGGUCUUCUGGUGUUGUUUUCAUGAAUGCUUUGGCACUUGUUGACAUGUUCAUGGACUGUGUCAAGUGGGCGGAGCUUUUCCCCACGAUUGUAGCAACAUCUAAAACCCUAGCAGUCGUUUCGUCAGGAAUGAAUGGUACCCAUGAGGGUGCAUUGCAUUUGAUGUAUGAAGAGCUACAUGUGCUUUCACCCCUUGUGGCAACUCGAGAGUUCUAUAUGCUGCGGUAUUGCCAACAGAUCGAACUGGCAACUUGGGUUGUCGUAAAUAUCUCCUAUGAACAUCCUCAGUUUGUUUCCCGUUCUCGCUCUUGUAGACUUCCUUCUGGAUGCGUGAUUCAGGACAUGCAUAAUGGGUACUCAAAGGUUACUUGGGUUGAACAUGUUGAUGUUGAAGAGAAAGAACCGGUUCAUGAGAUUUACAGAGACAUGAUUCACACUGGGCUAGCUUUCGGUGCAGAGAGAUGGGUUACCGUUCUUCAAAGAAUGUCCGAGAGAUUUGCUUCCCUAUUGGUGUCAGGAACUUCAUCCCGUGAUCUCGGAGGAGUGAUCACAUCGGUGGAAGGCAAGAGAAGCAUGACGAGACUUGCUCAGAGGAUGGUGAGAAACUUUUGUUUAAGUGUCAGCACUUCUAACAACAGCAGUUCAGUGACUGUCUCGGGAUUAAAUGAAGUUGGAGUUCGUGUUACUGCACACAAGAGUCCCGAGCCGAAUAGCACUGUCCUUUGUGCAGCUACCACCUUCUGGCUCCCAGUUUCUCCACAAAACAUCUUCAAUUUUCUCAAAGAUGAAAGAAACCGACCUCAGUGGGAUGUUCUUUCAAAUGGUAAUGCAGUGCAAGAGGUUGCUCAUAUCGAAAACGGGUCACAUCCUGGAAACUGCAUAUCUGUUCUUCGAGCAUUCAACUCAUCACAGAACAACAUGCUAAUCCUACAAGAAAGCUGCAUAGAUUCAUCCGGCGCUCUCGUGGUUUACAGCCCCUUGGAGCUACCUGCAUUGCAGAUAGCAAUGAGUGGGGAAGACCCUUUGUUCAUUCCGUUACUGCCAUCAGGAUUCACUAUCUCACCAGACGGAAAUAGCAGAAUCACAACCAUGGAUCAAGGAGAUUGUGGGUCAUCAUCGAGCUUUGGUGGAGGGUCAUUGAUAACUGUGGCGUUUCAGAUAAUGGUGAGCAGUUUGUCAUCUGCUAAGCUGAACAUGGAGUCAGUCACAACGGCCAAUAACCUCAUCAACACAACUGUCCACCAGAUUAAGACAGCCUUGAACUGCUCUACAGCUUGACAGGACCUCAAAGAGUUGAUGUCCCAUUUAAAGCAGCACCACCUCUCUCUCUCUCCCUCCACUUCAAUGCUUGGAGGAUGGAGGGAGGUUGUGUUAGUUGAGUGAUGCUCUUCUCUCCGUCGCUCAAAGGCCAAGAAUCAUUAACUGUUUUGUCUUCUGCUGAUGAUGGAAGCUGGAAGUCAAGAACGCACCAUGCACUCUGUCUUCUGUAUGGUUCGGGCAUUGACUUCUUGUUCUUCUUCUUCCUUUUUUUUUUUUUGUGGGUUUCGUUCAUUGUUAUGUUCUGAUCUCUUUUGGAUUCUUUGACUUUGAAUCUCUCUCUUAUUUAGUUUGAAUUUUUUUGGAUGAGAAGAAUAAUGUCACCUCUCAA
Tarenaya hassleriana is the source of this 3310-nucleotide messenger RNA. RefSeq names its product homeobox-leucine zipper protein HDG11-like. Gene Ontology annotation, molecular function: lipid binding; DNA-binding transcription factor activity, RNA polymerase II-specific; DNA binding. The transcript has 11 exons. The record is from RefSeq and is a predicted model, not a curated record. Gene Ontology annotation, biological process: regulation of DNA-templated transcription. Bases 835 to 2940 code for a protein of 701 amino acids. NCBI's taxonomy places the organism in Eukaryota, Viridiplantae, Streptophyta, Magnoliopsida, Brassicales, Cleomaceae.